GUCAUCACGACAUGGCCGCUUCCUCACAUCAUUUCGUUUUCCCGCGCGAGUGUAGAUGCUUCGUGCGCUGCGUUGAAGGGAUAUUUGCUCAAAGGAAUACAUUUUGCCAAGAAAGAAGCCAACAUGGUGCGCAGUCGGAAAUCCACCAAGCAGGUCAACAUUGGGCCACUCCUCGUCCGAACGGCAAAUGAAUGUGCUGACCCAUUGCAAGCUGUAACUACCGAACUGGCUGUCUACACACGCGAUGACCUCAGGGUACGAGUGAGCUGCGUCCGCGCCACAGCGGCUCCCAACGAUCUUCGUGAGUGGGCCUUUGACCUGGUGUCGAAGAACAUGCGCGAACUCUACGAGGCCAGCCAGUGGGGCUGGAGCGAGAACGCCAAGCGCAAAGAGCUGGGCCACCGGGAUGCCUGGUACCUGGUGGCACACCUGGAAGAAGACAACUCACCCGUUGGGUUCAUCCACUUUCGUUUUGACAUGGACGGCGGCAUGUCGGUGCUUUACUGCUACGAGCUGCAACUAGAGUCGCGGGUGCAGCGUAAAGGCCUGGGCUCACACCUGAUGCACCUGCUGGAUCAGCUGGCGGCCCACUUCCGCAUGUGCAAGACCGUCCUGACCGUCUUCAAGAGCAACACGGGAGCCCUGGCAUUCUACCAGAAGGCGCUUGGCUAUCGCACCGACGAGACGAGUCCGUCGGGAGACGCAGCCGACUACGUCAUCCUGAGUCGCCGCACAGGGGUCCCUGCCAAGCGCUGACAGAAGUUCCUUGCCUGUCGUGUUCAUCCCUGUGCGCCUUGUAUAGUGCGUAUUGUAUAUGUGCAUUUAACUUCAGAGUGCAGGCUUUUUCUGAAAAGCCCUCAACCACCGCAUCAAGACGACUGCUGGAAAAACACCAUGUGGGUGUCACUAUCACUGUAUUCCCUCGAAAUGGAGCAAAUGGUGAUUGGUGCUUGCAGAUGCUGUAUUACACAUGUGUAUAACUAUACGCUACACAAAUGGAAUACAAACUAUUUUUUAGAUAUUGGACAUGAAAUGCCUACAUACUGCAAACUCUUGCUGGCAACAGACUUGUCCUGUCAAUCAAUUUAAACACACCCAUUGUAUUGCUCGUUUUUUUAGCUCAAUGGCAAUGUGAGAAUGUAUGUGGUAUCCUGGUUUGUUUGGGCUCUAUUCAAUGCAUCAAAAUGGUUGUGUUGUACUUGUUCUCAUCUCCUCUUAUAUAAUUGCCUGGAUUUGAAGUGAUCUGACUGGCAUGGUGUGACAAAGAUUUCUGCAAUCAUCUAUUGUGUCCAUCUAAGUUAUGGUUACGAUAGCAUUUAACCCUUUCUUGUCGCCUUUAAUCACAUCUACAUUUGCAUUCCCUCCAUUACCACUGUACAUAACCUCAUCUUCAUCAACAUCUGUUGUGGCUGUGCUUUGAGGUGUUCAAACUUUUGGCCCCCACUUUAUGGGUGGGGCUCCACCGAGUGAUAAACUGUAAAUUCAUUUCUACAAGUCUCUGUUGAAAUGUCUUCUGUUGAAUAAGUAUGUCUUGUCAUAGAAACUAAACUUUACACAAUUUGUUGUA
Molecule: messenger RNA, 1567 nt
Organism: Rhipicephalus microplus (southern cattle tick)
Lineage: Eukaryota; Metazoa; Arthropoda; Arachnida; Ixodida; Ixodidae
Gene: Naa40
Product: N-alpha-acetyltransferase 40
Cellular component (GO): nucleus
Molecular function (GO): protein N-terminal-serine acetyltransferase activity; histone H4 acetyltransferase activity; histone H2A acetyltransferase activity
Source: RefSeq, a predicted model, not a curated record